AAAGCUUUGCCUACACCAGCACCAUCACCAGUCUCCAGUGAGGGGUGAACACGUAAACAUCACUCAAGAUGAUGCAGCUCGGCGGUCGCGUGGUGGCGGUGGUGCUGUUGGUGGUGACGCUGGUACAAGCUGAGCCUUCCUUCCGGAGACGACAGCGCUGCUACCCGAAGACCCAAUACGUUACCCAGUACCAGACGCAGUACAGCGAGGUGCCGGUUUACCACACGCAGUAUGAGACGAGGGUCGUGCCUACCACACUCUACCAGACCCAGUACCAGACCCAGUACCAAACCCAGUAUGAAACCAAGUACGUCCCGCAUUACGUCACCCAGACCCAGUACCAGACCCAAGUCCAGUACGUCACCAAGUACCAGACCCAGUACCAGACGCAGUAUGUGCCCCGCUACGUCACCUCCACCCAGUACGUGCCGCAGUACGUCACCCAAACCCAGUACCAGACCCAGUACGUGACGCAGACCCAGUACCAAACGGUGUAUACGACCGAGUACCGCCCCCAGUACGUCACCACUACCCAGGUCCAGUACCAGACCCAGUACCAGACCCAGUACCAGACCCAGUACCACACCGUCACCCAGACCCAGCAAUCCUACGUGACGGUGUGUCCUAAGCCUUCCUACGGUAGCGGCUACUAGCGGCGCUCCACUCACACUCAGAUCCUUCGUUAUCCUUCAAGGGCUUCCAGUAAUCCCUCAAGGCAUUCUUCAAGGACCUCCAGCAAUCCUUCAAGAGCUUCGAGGUAUCCUACAAGACCUCCGAGUUAUGAUUCAAGGACUUCCGGUUAUCUUUCAAGAGCUUCGAGUUAUCCUUCGAGGCAUUCUUCAAGGACCUCCAGUAAUCCUUCAAGAACUUUGAGGUGUCCUUCAUGAGCUUCGAGUUAUCCUUCAAGGGAUUCUUCAUUCUUCAAGGACUUAAGAGUUACCCUUGAAACGGUCCAAAAUCCUUCGAGCACUUAAGUCAUUCCUUUAGCACUUCCAGUCACCCACGCACCUCACACAGAACCGCAUAGACUUACGAAGGAUAAAAAACAGCAGCAGGUCCUUCUUUAACUGUCAAAUUCCAUUCCAUCCCUCUACACUUACUAUUAGUGGAACCAAACUACUAAUAGGGUUUUUUUCAAGUCACACUCAACACAAACAUCCUACACUGGGCUAGAGAAUGAAAAAAUGAGAGAAAAGAUGUGGAAAAAAAAAAAAACUUGUUAUGUGCAAUGCCCGUCUCCCGGCCACCUAGUCUGUACUUCUUUGUGAUGAAUAAACGAUACAAACGUGA
Scylla paramamosain (green mud crab) is the source of this 1290-nucleotide messenger RNA. RefSeq lists its product as uncharacterized. The record is from RefSeq and is a predicted model, not a curated record. Bases 69 to 653 code for a protein of 194 amino acids. The transcript is spliced from 3 exons. Lineage: Eukaryota; Metazoa; Arthropoda; Malacostraca; Decapoda; Portunidae.